This is a messenger RNA of Phaedon cochleariae (mustard beetle), 681 nucleotides long. NCBI's taxonomy places the organism in Eukaryota, Metazoa, Arthropoda, Insecta, Coleoptera, Chrysomelidae. The record is from the annotation of a GenBank genome assembly.
AUGAUGACCAGUAUUGGCUUCUUGUUUAUGGUCACCACUUUCAACGAAUGGAAGCUGAUGGAUGCGGAAAGCAAGUCGCUCAUCUACCGUGGGUUCUGGUUAUGCUGGUUUACAAUCAUGUUAGAUUCCCUGCUCAUUUCGAUGGUGACCUUCGCUACUGCAAGAAUUGCUGUCUUGGGAUACAAGUUCGAAAAUUUCGAGAUAUACAGUAAUGGAAGGAAUGAAUCAACAUUUCAUUGUCUACGGAAUAUUGUUACGGAACAUCAGAAUCUGAUCAGAUACGUUGAAGAUGUCCAGAAAUCCUUGAAAUGGUACUUAUUAGGAGAGUUUUUGAUCAAAUCUUAUCAUAUAACAGUGUCGCUUCUGAACGUGAUACACGCAACAAAUAAGGAAGAAAUCAUUUUUUACCAGUCCAUGGUGAUAGGGCUACUACUUCAUGUUAGCAUGUUCUACUAUAAUGCCAAUGAGUUAUCAUCAGAGAGCACAAAUUUGAGCGUGAGGAUAUUCAAGAGUAACUGGUACGACCAAAGCUCUGGAGUGGUGAGAAGUCUUUCGAUUGUGAUGGCCAGAGUGCAAAGACCACUUGUACUUUACAUGGGCAACAUUCGAGUGAUCGACAACGAUCUGAUUGUAAACAUGAUCAAAGCUGCUUAUACGUUCCUAUUGUACCAGGAGAUUUAG